This is a messenger RNA of Photinus pyralis (common eastern firefly), 1829 nucleotides long. Its product is annotated as alpha/beta hydrolase domain-containing protein 17B. The record is from RefSeq and is a predicted model, not a curated record. Gene Ontology annotation, biological process: protein depalmitoylation. Gene Ontology annotation, molecular function: palmitoyl-(protein) hydrolase activity. Gene Ontology annotation, cellular component: endosome membrane; plasma membrane. NCBI's taxonomy places the organism in Eukaryota, Metazoa, Arthropoda, Insecta, Coleoptera, Lampyridae. The transcript is spliced from 3 exons. Bases 144 to 1004 code for a protein of 286 amino acids.
AAUUGCGAUAGUGAACAAACCUUUACAAAAUGGCGUUGUCAACAACGAACGUCAGAUACCUUAUUUUAGUUGAUUUGUAAAUCUUUGUUAUUUAUGUUGUAACGGUGUGUUUUAUCUUCGUUUGAUUUUUGGAAUAUCGUAAAAUGAAUGGUUUGAGUUGGAGUGAGUUGUGCUGCUUGUUUUGCUGCCCACCGUGUCCAAGUAGAAUAGCGGCGAAACUGGCAUUUUUACCACCUGAACCGACGUACGAUUUUCACGCAGAUGGAGCCGGCAAGUACGCCUUAACACUUACCGAACGAGCGGAGUGGCAAUAUUCCGAGCGUGAAAAAGAAAAUGUAGAAGGUUUUUUUACUAGGACUAAUCGAGGCAAUCGAAUUGCCUGUUUGUUUGUGCGAUGUAGUAACACUGCCAGAUUUACCAUAUUAUUUUCACACGGCAAUGCUGUCGACUUAGGACAAAUGAGUAGUUUCUAUUUGGGACUAGGAUCUCGUAUAAAUUGUAAUAUAUUUAGUUACGAUUAUUCAGGGUACGGUGUAAGUGCUGGUAAACCCUCAGAAAAAAAUUUGUACGCGGACAUCGACGCAGCAUGGCUCGCUUUACGGACUCGUUACGGUAUUAGCCCGGAGAAUAUUAUUUUGUAUGGACAGAGUAUCGGAACUGUUCCCACGGUUGAUCUCGCAGCACGCUACGAAGUUGGUGCUGUCAUUUUACACUCACCUCUUAUGUCAGGUAUGCGAGUGGCCUUUCCUAAUACCAAGAGAACUUGGUUUUUUGAUGCCUUCCCCAGUAUUGAUAAAGUACCCAAGGUUACGUCGCCCACGUUAGUUAUUCAUGGUACUGAAGAUGAGGUUAUAGACUUUUCACAUGGACUCACAAUAUUCGAAAAAUGCCCUCGUGCGGUUGAGCCUUUAUGGGUUGAGGGUGCCGGCCAUAAUGACGUUGAAUUAUAUAACGUGUAUUUGGAAAGGCUUAAACAGUUUGUAAACGUGGAAUUAGUUAACUGACAACUAAUUGGGACAGAUGACUGUACAGCGAGUUCCGGUACAUCAAGUUCAGCUGGAGAAAAAUUGCUCUAGCCCGGGGCAGCGGGUUCGGCGUCCUGCCGGCCCGCUUCCCCACCUCACUGCCCUUCACCACAUCUUACUUUACGAGCUCUAUCGGGUAUGCUGGCUCGUGCUGAGCGUCAAUGCUCUAGUGCUCAAAAUUCACCACGGUCCCAACCAGCACUACCGCCACCAAAGGCUCAGUCUCUUCCCACAUGCAACGGUGUUACGUCGGUUUGUCCCAGCGCUUGCUGUUGCCCUGUGCUUGAGACUACUUGCUAGCAUAUGUGUAAAUAGUGACAUAGACCUCAUAAAAAAAAUUAUCGACAAUCUUUCAAGUGAUGCAAUAUAUUGUGUAAUACCAGUUUAUGUAACUUAAUCUGUAUUUCUAAGUGUGAGAUUAUUGGAGAUGCGUUGGGGUGAUACUUUGUAUUUCUUGUACAAUAACUAUCUUUUGCCUUGUAUCGUGGAAUUCAUUAUUGGACUAAAUACUGAGUUACUAAACUUCGUAUAUCGAUCUAGGAAAUAAUUCUUUUCACGUGAUGAGUGAUGUCUCAAGUUAUUUAUGGUCAACUACUGCAAAAUGUAACAUAAACUGAUUUAGUUUAUUAUUAUUAUUACUUAAUCUACUAAAUUGGAACCGACCAACUGUAGUUGCUUACUACUUGGUAUGGUCACCCUUUUAUACAAAUUUAAGUCGUACAAUUUUUGUGAUCAUUUAGAAUUUCAAUACAUAUCAGUUAAAACUGUAGUAAUUUGUUAUAAGUAUAAUUUCUCUUACAUUAA